AUGGAGCGGGUGGUACCCAUUGCCAAAACAAUCCAGUGUGCUGACUCCGAAGUCUUACCUGUGUUCCGAAAGUAUCUGUCAAAUGACCUUCCGCUUGACCAGUACAUCCUGCACCGGCUGACGCUAGCCUCGACCGAGUCAGGCAGAGUUUUCGGCAUGAUAGAGCUCCACCAUGACAUUGGAGACAAAGGGGCUCGGGACGUGCUUGAGGCCGAGUUGGAUGCCUUGUAUCAUGCGGAUCAGCCCCUAGCCGACUCGCCCCCAAGUACCGACGCACCCCAAUCCCUCAUCCCAACUGAUUCCCCAAUAACCGACCUGGGUGAUUCCAGAAAAGUCGAUGUGCCACUGUUGCCACUCGAGAUCAUCAAGCAGUUCAGUCGAUCCCAAGAAUGCACCCAGUCGUCUCUAUUCAAAGCGCUGUGGGCGGUCGUUCUUCAAUUUCUGGUCGGUUCCCAGGAUGUGGCUUUUCUCUACUUGGUCUCGACCCGCUAUGCCCCUGGUGUCCAAGCGGGGGGCGCAAUCGGGAACUAUCUAGAAAUACUCUGGGCUCGGGUGCGCGCAGCAGGAACCACCUCUUUCAAAGAGAUACUGAAGAACGUCCAAGAGGACUAUUCUCGGGCCCUAACGCAUCUGUUUGCCGCCAUUAACACGUUUCGAGAACUCGGUCUCGAACAGACUCUGACCAACACCAUCGUGAACCAUCGGCGUCACCAUUGCGCAGAAUCCGAAGAGAGAUCAUCAUCCAACCAGAAAUCGUUUAGUUGGAAAUACUAUGAAUAUAGCGGUGACGCGCUGUGCAUAUUUCGGAUACUGGAGUCAAAGGAUCCCUCCAGAGACCGCGGGCAAUAUUCGUAUCGCACUCACCCACUGCCUGUCACUCGUCUUGACGAAUCCGGACAUAACAAUGUCGCAGAUAGGCGCUAGCGUGCGUGUGGCACUCGAAAAUCGUACUGAGUAGUACAUAGGACUCGGGAUGGAUUGAUAGAUAAAAAAGAUGAACCCUUGAUUGCACAGAUACUAUAUGUGUUGUUCCAAUAGAAAAACAGAACCUCGUUGGGAGAGAGAUCUCAACUAAACAACUCCU
Molecule: messenger RNA, 1084 nt
Organism: Aspergillus glaucus CBS 516.65
Lineage: Eukaryota; Fungi; Ascomycota; Eurotiomycetes; Eurotiales; Aspergillaceae
Exons: 3
Coding region: 1-924 (307 amino acids)
Biological process (GO): amino acid activation for nonribosomal peptide biosynthetic process; secondary metabolite biosynthetic process
Cellular component (GO): cytoplasm
Molecular function (GO): phosphopantetheine binding
Source: RefSeq, a predicted model, not a curated record